AUGGGCAGGAGUGACAUUGGAUUGCCCCCCACCACUGUCCCAAUCAACAAUUCCUAUGACCAGGAGUUUCAAGAGUUUAGGGAAACCAGAUGUUUCGGUACCAAAUGCGCGGGCUGCGCGCAGGGCAUCUCCCCUAGCGACCUGGUGCGGAGAGCGCGGAGCAAAGUGUUUCACCUAAACUGCUUCACCUGCAUGAUGUGUAACAAGCAGCUGUCCACUGGCGAGGAGCUCUAUAUCAUCGACGAGAACAAGUUUGUCUGCAAAGAGGAUUACCUAAGCAAUAGCAGUGUCGCCAAAGAGAACAGCCUCCACUCGGCCACCACGGGCAGCGACCCCAGUUUGUCUCCAGACUCCCAAGACCCGUCACAGGAUGAUGCCAAGGACUCGGAGAGCGCCAACGUAUCCGACAAGGAAGGGGGCAGCAAUGAGAAUGAUGACCAGAACCUGGGCGCCAAGCGGCGGGGGCCCCGCACCACCAUCAAGGCGAAGCAGCUGGAAACUCUGAAGGCAGCCUUUGCUGCCACUCCCAAGCCCACGCGCCAUAUCCGGGAGCAGCUGGCUCAGGAGACUGGCCUCAACAUGCGUGUCAUCCAGGUCGGGGCCUGA
Puma concolor (puma) is the source of this 606-nucleotide messenger RNA. Lineage: Eukaryota; Metazoa; Chordata; Mammalia; Carnivora; Felidae. The record is from RefSeq and is a predicted model, not a curated record.